Carica papaya (papaya) is the source of this 1296-nucleotide messenger RNA. The record is from RefSeq and is a predicted model, not a curated record. Lineage: Eukaryota; Viridiplantae; Streptophyta; Magnoliopsida; Brassicales; Caricaceae.
AUGUCUGAUUUCCAGGCAGACGCAGAUAUCUUACAUCAAGAUAAGGAAACGGGUAUAGAUUUUGACAGAGAAACUGCCUUGAAAAAGUUUGACGAAACAAAAGAUGGCGUGAAAGGACUCGUGGAUGCUGGCACAAAGACAGUCCCUCAAAUCUUUUGGAUGCCAAAAGAAGAGAUAUUUAGCAACAUUAAUGAAGAUCCUAACAUAAGGUUUCCAGUCAUAGACCUUAAAGACAUGAACUGCAACAAUUUCAAACGCAAAAAAAUUGUUGAAAACAUAAAAGAAGCAUCCGAGACAUGGGGAUUUUUCAAGGUCAUAAACCAUGACAUACCUCAAGUUGUCAUGGACAACAUGAUCAAAGGUGUCAGACAUUUCCACGAGCAAGAUAAGGAAAUAAAGAGAGCGUUUUACUCACGAGAAUUUAAGAGAAAAGUUCGAUAUGUAUCUAAUUUCGAUCUUUAUAAUUCACAAGCAGCUAAUUGGAGGGACACCUUGGUUUGUGUCAUGGCUCCUAAUCCUCCACCUCCUCAAGAGUAUCCUGAAGCUUGCAGAGAAAUAUUAAUGAAAUACUCAGACCAUGUGAAGAAACUUGGAGAAACAUUGUUUGAAUUAUUAUCAGAGGCAUUAGGGCUCAACUCUAGUUGCCUAACAGAUCUGGGUUGUGCUAAAGGACAUGUCUUUUAUGGCCAAUAUUAUCCGCCUUGUCCAGAACCUGAUCGGACCCUUCACCAUGUCAGACAUCGUGAUCCUGAUUUUCUCACAAUUCUUCUGCAAGACCAGAUAGGUGGCCUGCAAGUUCUUAAAGACAAUUAUUGGGUUGAUGUCAUCCCAGAGGAAGGAACUUUAGUGGUUAACAUUGGAGAACUUUUACAGCUAAUCAGUAAUGACAAGUUCAAAAGUGCAGAGCACAAAGUGAUGGCUAAAUCAAAUGGACCAAGAAUUUCUUUGUCAUGUUUCUUCACAACACUUUUUGAACCAUCAGAGCGUGUUUAUGGGCCUAUAAAUGAAUUAUUAUCAGAUGAUAAUCCACCUCUGUAUAGGGAAACCACAGUAAAGGACUAUCUGCAUAGUUUCAAAUCUAUAGGAACCAAGAGUGUUUCUCCUCUUGUUGCCUUGAGGUUAUCAUAUCAAGAAAGAGACUUUACUCCAUCCGAAGAUGAAGAGUCCUUAAUUCAAAACGAGAAAGAUGCUUUUGCAAGAACAAAGAAGAAGGAUCAACAAGCUCUUGCACUUAUCCAUCAAGGUUUGGAUGAAUCUAUGUUUCUAAAGGUGACCGAUGCUACCAACGCAAAGUAA